This is a messenger RNA of Psammomys obesus (fat sand rat), 1635 nucleotides long. RefSeq names its product chromosome unknown C19orf18 homolog (gene CUNH19orf18). Bases 435 to 1298 code for a protein of 287 amino acids. NCBI's taxonomy places the organism in Eukaryota, Metazoa, Chordata, Mammalia, Rodentia, Muridae. The transcript is spliced from 7 exons. The record is from RefSeq and is a predicted model, not a curated record.
UUUUGGGGGACAAGUUUUCAUGUAACCCAGGCUGGCCUUGAACUCUCUAACUUGUUAUAUAGCUAAAGAUGACCUCAAACUGCUCUACCCACUAAGUGCUGGGAUUACACAUGUGUGUCAUUGCAGUUAGCUUCUGUCACUUUCUUCUGAUGUAUCAAGAUUCCUGAAUCAAGAUUCCUGCCUGCCUUCUGCCUAAUCUGCCUUUUCCCUAAAGGCUGGAACUGGUCUCAUUCUUGUCUGUCUCAUGCUAGGACACGUUACUUAUUUCAGUCUCCUUGACUGCCCUAGUUCUGAGAAGGAAUUUCAGGGCAGUAGGGUAAACUGACCUCACACUGUGGGCUCUAAAUCAGAACCCAAACAUUCCACUGCUCCAGAUGCUGGGCAGUCAGAUCAGUAUUUCUUUUGUUUGAAAAAGAACUUAUAAUUUUAGAGUGAUGGACAAGGUUCAGAGCUUUUCUAUGUUUUUAUUUUGGUUUUUAUUGGAAUACCUACUUCCUGUCUGUUUGCCUUAUGCAGCUGAGUUAACAAGCUCACCAGGAAGCACACAGUUACAAACACCAAAAGCUCCUAUGGAACAACCCAGAAACAACCUUGCAAUACCUGGACCAGAACACUCAGGACUUCCAAGCACAACACAGAAAAAGGAUACGCUUGAUCCUACAGAGACCACUCAUGUAUUCAUAGCACAUUUUGCAGCCCCCAGUUACAACUCUUGGAGUUCAGAUCAGAGCAUCACUCAACCCUCAUCAGAGAAGCUGCUUGUAAUAGAUGAGAAUAUGGGUGUCUUAGUACUUUUCAAAAUUAGGGAUGCCAUUUGUAAAAGUAUUGCCAGUUUAGUGUUUGGUUCAUUUUUUGUAACAAACUUCUUUCUAUUUCUAGCAAUAAUUCCACGUAGACCUGGUCUUGUUCAUGUAAUUUCACUCUCGAGUAUAGCUUUGCUCAUUGCCCUGAUAUGUGGACUCAUGAUCUCCUAUUCGAUAUAUCGACUGGUAAAGGCUGAGGAAAAACAGCAGCUUGCGAUGUUGUAUGAAAAUGUCGAGAUUCCACUUUUAGAUGAGAAAGAGGCUUCUGAAGAUGAAGGUCAGGAUGAAUCUUCUCUGCUGCAUUCCGAGAACGAGGAGCUGGAGAAAUUCAUUGGCUCAGUUAUUAGAACAAAAAGACGGGAAAAAAUUAUGAAGAAGAAAAGGAAGGAAGAGAAAAAUCUACUGAAGGAAAGUACAUCAGAGAGCUCCAAUUAUACUGAAAAAGUGGAGAGUCAUGACAAAAUGGAGAAGUAUGAAAAAGCAGAGAAUCUGUGAAAACAAAAGAAAGGUGUAGCAUGUGCUAGGCAAUGUGGAGACCAAAUUGCAGAGAUAAAAAGACGACUGAGAACAUGAACAGAACCUACUUCUAGAGAACCUUGUAUAAGAAUAUUCUAGAGAAAGAAAUGUGAGAAGUAUAUAGCAGAAAAUAAAUUCAUAUGAUACAGAAACUCUUACUUUUUAGCUGUAAUAGUACAUGCAUAAUUAUAACUUAAGUGGAAUAUAAAAAAACAGCCCAAGUUCCUUGAUAAUGAAAGACAAAUUGUCAGGAUUUUGUUCUCUCGCUCAAGACCACAAAUAUAUAUUUGUCCUUUUGGGGGAGGCCUCCAGACUG